Messenger RNA from Phalacrocorax carbo (great cormorant), 1484 nucleotides. NCBI's taxonomy places the organism in Eukaryota, Metazoa, Chordata, Aves, Suliformes, Phalacrocoracidae. The record is from RefSeq and is a predicted model, not a curated record.
CGGCACCACCGGGGUGACCGGCAGGUCUCGCCCGCACCUCCGCUCUCGGCGGUUGGGAAGGGGCCGCCCGGCCCGCCGCGCCUCACGGGCACGGCCUCCAACGGCCGGCGGGCGGCUGCGGGGGCGCCCCUUUCCCGCCUCUCCCGCUCCCGCCCGCCUCCUCCCCGCUCCCUCCCCCGGCAGCUCCCCGCUCCCUCCCGCCGCGCAGAGCGCCGUGCCGUGCCGCGCCGUGCCGCGUCGGCGGGGGCAUGGAGAGCCAGCGCUGCUUCGCCAACCGCUUCGAUGACUACCCGGGCAGCCCGGCGGCGGCGCCGGACAGGGAGGCGGCGGUACCGCUGGUGACGGCCACCAUCGAACGGAUCCUACGGGAGCUGCCGCCCCUGGGCGGCCCCCGCGGCUGCCAGGGCGGGCUGUACGGCGGCGUGGCCGGCGUGGCCUACAUGCUCUACCACGUCGCGCAGUGCCCGCUGUUCGCGCCCUCGCGGGAGGCCUACCUGCGAGCCGCCCGCCGCGUCGUGGACGCCUGCCUGCGCUACCAGGAGGGCGGCGGCGAGGCGGACGCCGACACCCGCGCCGCCUUCCUGCUGGGGGGCGCCGGGGUGUACGCGGUGGCGGCGCUGGUCUACCGCGCCCUGGGGCUCCCCGACUUCGCCCGGCCGCUGGGCAAGUUCCGGGAGCUGAGCGAGGUCUGCGCCCCGCUCUCCUUCCUCGAGUGCGGCUCCGACGAGCUCUUCGUCGGCCGCGCCGGCUACCUGUGCGCCGCCCUGGUGCUGAAGCAGCGGCUAGGGAUGGAGGUGCUGACCCCAGCACAAAUAAAAUCAAUUUGCCUGGCCAUACUAGAAUCAGGAAAGCAGUACGCAGUGAAGAAGAGGAAACCAUUCCCACUCAUGUAUUCCUACUAUGGAACAGAGUAUCUUGGUGCAGCACAUGGGCUUUCAUCAAUCCUUCAGAUGUUGCUUUCCUAUUAUGAGUACCUGCAGCCAGCAGAUCAGGAGCUUGUGUGGCAGAGCGUUGAUUUUCUUAUGGACCAAGAACAGAACAGCAACUGGCCUCCUGAGCUGGGAGAGACAAUCGAGCGGGAGAAUGAGCUUGUACACUGGUGUCAUGGAGCUCCAGGCAUUGCAUACCUGUUUGCCAAAGCUUACUUGGUUUCCAAGAAGCCUCAAUAUCUGGACACUUGCAUCCGCUGUGGAGAGCUAACUUGGCAGAAAGGCCUGUUGAAGAAGGGACCUGGAAUAUGUCACGGAGUGGCUGGUAGCGCUUAUGUGUUCCUGCUGCUGUAUAGGCUCACCGGAAACUCAAAAUACAUUUACAGGGCGCAAAGGUUUGCAGAGUUCUUAUUUACAGAAGAAUUUAAGGCUGGCUCCCGGGCAUUAGAAAGUGUAUAUAGUCUGUAUGAAGGCUUCUCGGGAACUGUGUGUUUCCUGACUGACUUGCUGCAACCCAACCAAGCCGAGUUUCCUCUCUUCAGCGUCUUUGUCUAG